Messenger RNA from Capsella rubella, 1352 nucleotides. RefSeq names its product mitogen-activated protein kinase kinase 2. Gene Ontology annotation, cellular component: cytoplasm. The coding region runs from base 39 to 1130 and encodes 363 amino acids. Lineage: Eukaryota; Viridiplantae; Streptophyta; Magnoliopsida; Brassicales; Brassicaceae. Gene Ontology annotation, biological process: protein phosphorylation. Gene Ontology annotation, molecular function: protein serine/threonine kinase activity; ATP binding. The transcript is spliced from 8 exons. The record is from RefSeq and is a predicted model, not a curated record.
AAAAAACAAAAGGGAAGAAGCGAAGAACGAAGUAGACGAUGAAGAAAGGUGGAUUUAGCAAUAAUCUCAAGCUCUCGAUUCCUGUUGCUGGCGAGCAAUCCAUUACCAAGUUCCUGACGCAGAGCGGUACGUUCAAGGAUGGAGAUCUGCGAGUAAACAAAGAUGGAGUUCGAAUCAUCUCUCAAUUGGAGCCUGAAGUUCUGUCUCCAAUUCUGCCAGCUGAUGAUCAGCUGAGCUUGUCGGAUUUGGAUAUGGUUAAAGUCAUUGGAAAAGGAAGCAGUGGUGUUGUUCAGUUGGUUCAACACAAAUGGACUGGCCAAUUUUUUGCGUUGAAGGUCAUUCAACUAAAUAUCGAUGAAGCAAUCCGCAAGGCAAUUGCACAGGAGUUGAAAAUAAAUCAAUCGUCACAAUGUCCAAAUCUUGUUACCUCGUACCAAUCAUUUUACGACAAUGGCGCAAUCUCACUAAUUUUGGAGUACAUGGAUGGAGGAUCUCUUGCAGACUUUCUCAAAUCAGUUAAAGCCAUCCCUGAGUCAUAUCUUUCUGCCAUCUUUAGACAAGUGCUCCAAGGACUGAUCUAUCUUCAUCAUGAUAGGCAUAUUAUCCACCGUGACUUGAAACCAUCAAAUUUGUUGAUCAACCACAGAGGAGAAGUCAAAAUAACUGACUUUGGUGUGAGUACCGUUAUGACAAACACCGCAGGUUUAGCAAACACAUUUGUGGGAACUUACAAUUAUAUGUCUCCAGAGAGAAUUGUUGGAAACAAGUAUGGUAACAAAAGUGAUAUAUGGAGCUUGGGACUAGUAGUGCUCGAAUGUGCAACAGGAAAGUUCCCUUAUGCACCUCCAAAUCAAGAGGAAACAUGGACCAGUGUUUUCGAGUUGAUGGAAGCCAUUGUUGACCAACCGCCACCCGCACUUCCUUCAGGAAGUUUCUCCCCUGAGUUAUCUUCAUUCAUCUCCACAUGUUUGCAGAAGGAUCCGAACAGUAGAAGCUCUGCUAAGGAACUAAUGGAACAUCCUUUCUUGAACAAAUACGACUACUCAGGGAUCGAUCUGGCGUCCUACUUCACAGAUGCAGGGUCACCCCUUGCAACACUUGGGAAUCUGUCCGGUACGUUCUCCGUUUAAACUACAGGGAGACAGACAUAGUAUCACCAGUCCUGAGUAUCACCAUCUGGUUCCUGUUAUCAUCUGAGAUUUCCUGUGUUUAACUUCCAAUGAAAAGAAAUGCUCUUAUUAUAUAUUUAUAGAUAUAUUUAUUCGAUGUAUUUUAAGAUUAUAGAUAUAUAAUCAAAUGAGAUUGUUUUUGAAAAAAAAAUUCACUUAGAAUUCAUAUCUUGUGAUACUUUA